Molecule: messenger RNA, 603 nt
Organism: Archocentrus centrarchus (flier cichlid)
Lineage: Eukaryota; Metazoa; Chordata; Actinopteri; Cichliformes; Cichlidae
Product: hepatic lectin-like
Exons: 5
Coding region: 1-603 (200 amino acids)
Source: RefSeq, a predicted model, not a curated record
AUGGGUUAUCAAACGGGUUUCAGAAGUGUCGAAGGUCGGAGAGGUCCUGAUGUGAAGAUGCAGUUUGUUCCACAGUUUCAGACCUACAACUGUAAAGGAACAAAAGCAUGCAGCACGGUGCAGCCUACAUGUCCUCCAUGUCCUACAGUAAAAUAUGGACCUUGUGAUAGAUGUGAAGCAGGCUGGGAGCAUCAUGGAGGAAAGUGCUAUCAUUUCUCCAUCAGUAAAUCCUCCUGGAACCAGAGCAGAGCUGAAUGUAGAGCUGAAGGAGGAGACCUGGUUAAGAUAGACAGCAGGGAGGAGCAGAAUUUCCUGGAGAAAAGACUGAGAGAAAUGAACAAAACUGAGAGAAAUGAACAAAAGUUCUGGAUUGGACUAAUACACUCUGCAGAAGAAGACAGAUGGAUUUGGAUAGAUGGAUCACCACUGAACAAAAGUUUGACUUUUUGGAGCAGAAAUCAGCUGGACACCAGGAACGGGACAAACAGGGAAAAUGCUGCCGGACAAAGCUGUGUGAGGGUCGGGGAGAAAGGUCGUGCUCCUGACCUGAAGCUUGCAUCCUGCAAAAAGGCUCAAAGUAUUUGUGAGAAACCAGCAGUCUGA